AUGUCUCGGCGCAAGCAGGCCAAGCCCCAGCACCUCAAGUCGGACGAGGAGCUGCCGCCGCCGGACGGGGCGCCCGAGCACGCCGCCCCGGGGGAAGCUGCGGACGACGGCGACAGCGGCAACGAGAGCAGGAGCGGGAGCGAGGGGACCAGCGUGUGCGAGAAGUGCUGUGCCGAGUUCUUCAAGUGGACGGACUUCCUGGCGCACAAGAAGAGCUGCACCAAAAACCCUCUGGUGCUGAUCGUGCCCGAAGAUGAGGCGGCGCCGCCCGCAGAAGACUUUCCGGAACCUUCUCCCGCGAGCUCUCCCAGCGAGCGGACCGAGAGCGAGGCCACCGAGGAGGCCGCCCCCGCAGACAGCGGCGAGGGCAGCGAGGUGAAGGCCCCAGAGAGGGGGGACGAGCCCAUGGACGUGGAGCCCGCCGGGGACAAGGGCUUACAGGGGCCGGGCACCGCAGGCGUGGCCAAGCCCACCCCCGCUCCGGCGCCGGAGCCGUCCCCCGUGGCCGCCUAUGGCAUGCCGAGCACCAACGUGACUCUGGAGGCACUGCUGAGCACCAAGGUGGCCGUGGCGCAGUUCUCGCAGGGCGCACGCGCGGCAGGGGGCGCGGGAUCGGGCGGCGGGGUGGCCGCAGUGGCCAUCCCCAUGAUCCUGGAGCAGCUCGUGGCGCUGCAGCAGCAGCAGAUCCACCAGCUGCAGCUCAUUGAGCAGAUCCGCAGCCAGGUGGCCGUGAUGAGCCGCCAGCCCCUGCGCCCGCUGCUCAAUCCUGCAGCAGCUCAGGGUGUGCCAGCGCCGGCCCCUGGCCCGCUGCAGGGGCUGGCCUCGCCCUCGGCCCUGCCGCUUUCGGCCGGGGCGCCCCCUGCCGCCGCCGCCGCCGCGGGCUCGGGCCCCGCUGCCCCGCCGGCCGCCUUCGAGGGCGCCCAGCCCCUGGCGCAGCCGGCGUCCGCGGCGAGUACUCCCGGAGCCCCCGGUGGCGGCCCCUCUGUCCCCGUGGAGGGCAGCGGGCCGGCAGCCUCAGGCACGGCCCUCGCCUCCGCCGCCCCCACCCCGGGGUCCAGCGCGGCGGGCAGUGCCUCGCAGCCGCAGAGCGCCUCCACGCCCCCCGCACUGGGGCCGGGGCCCCUGCUCGGCUCGACCUCCAGCCUGCCAAACCCUCUUCUACCUCAGACCUCCUCAAGCAGCGUCAUCUUCCCCAACCCGCUGGCCAGCAUCGCGGCCACGGCCAACGCCCUGGACCCCCUAUCGGCACUCAUGAAGCACCGCAAAGGCAAGCCCCCCAACGUAUCGGUGUUCGAGCCCAAGGCCAGUGCCGAGGACCCCUUCUUCAAGCACAAGUGCAGGUUCUGUGCCAAGGUCUUCGGCAGUGACAGCGCGCUACAGAUCCACCUACGCUCGCACACGGGCGAGCGGCCCUUCAAGUGCAACAUCUGCGGGAACCGCUUCUCAACCAAAGGCAACCUGAAGGUGCACUUCCAGAGGCACAAGGAGAAGUACCCCCACAUCCAGAUGAACCCCUACCCCGUCCCGGAGUACCUCGACAAUGUGCCCACCUGCUCGGGGAUCCCCUACGGCAUGUCGCUGCCUCCGGAAAAGCCCGUGACCACCUGGCUGGACAGCAAACCUGUGCUGCCCACAGUGCCCACGUCUGUGGGGCUGCAGUUGCCUCCCACCAUCCCCGGCGUGCACGGCUACACCGACUCCCCCAGUGUCACCCCCAUCAGCCGCUCCCCGCAGAGGCCCUCUCCCGCAUCCAGCGAAUGCCCCUCCUUGUCCCCAGGCCUCAACAACACCGAGUCCAGCAUCCCCGUGACCGCCGAGUCCCCACAGCCACUCCUCGGCGGGUCUUCUCUGACUAAAACCGAGCCCGUCGUCCUGCCCUGCACAAACGCCAGGGUAGGGGACAUCCCUGUGAGUGGGCAGGUCAGCUCAGCGCCCACCUCGGCGGCAGCCGCGGUCUCAGACAGCGUGUCCACGAGCCUCAGUAGCCCCGGGCUUCCAGCAGUCUCCGACCAGUUCAAGGCACAGUUUCCCUUUGGAGGGCUGCUCGACUCUAUGCAAACCUCGGAAACCUCGAAGCUGCAGCAGUUGGUGGAGAACAUCGACAAGAAGAUGACGGACCCCAAUCAGUGCGUCAUCUGCCAUCGCGUGCUGAGCUGCCAGAGUGCCCUGAAGAUGCACUACAGGACGCACACGGGCGAGCGGCCCUUCAAGUGCAAGAUCUGCGGCCGCGCCUUCACCACCAAGGGGAACCUGAAGACGCACUUCGGUGUCCACCGUGCCAAGCCGCCCCUGCGCGUGCAGCACUCCUGCCCCAUCUGCCAGAAGAAGUUCACCAACGCCGUGGUCCUGCAGCAGCACAUCCGCAUGCACAUGGGGGGACAGAUCCCCAACACCCCACUGCCAGAAGGCUUCCAGGAUGCCAUGGACGCAGAGCUGCCCUACGACGAGAAGAACACAGAGACCCUGAGCAGCUACGGUGACGACGGCGAUGAGAAUUCCAUGGAGGAGGACACGGAGCUGAAGGACAUGGCCAGCGACGUGGCCAAGCCACUCCUCUCCUACCCGGGGUCCUGCCCACCCUCUCCCCCCUCUGUCAUCUCGAGCAUCGCAGCCCUGGAGAACCAGAUGAAAAUGAUGGACUCAGUCAUGAGCUGUCAGCAGCUGACCAGCUUGAAGGCCGUGGAAAACGGGUCCGGGGAGAGCGACCACCUGAGCAAUGACUCCUCGUCGGCCGCAGGCGACCUGGAGAGCCGCAGCGCGGGCAGCCCAGCACUGUCCGAGUCUUCGUCCUCGCAGGCGCUGUCGCCAGCCAAUAGCAACGGCGAGAGCUUCCGCUCCAAGUCCCCAGGCCUGGGCAGCCAGGAGGAGCCUCAGGAAAUUCCGCUGAAGACAGAAAGGCCCGACAGCCCGCCACCCGCCCCUGGAAACGGGGGCGCCCUGGACCUGACCGCUGGCCCCCCCGGCCGGCCGACCAUCAAGGAUGAGGCCCCCUUCAGCCUGCUGUUCCUGAACAGAGAGCGUGGUAAGUGUGCAAGCACUGUUUGUGGUGUCUGUGGCAAGCCUUUUGCUUGCAAGAGCGCAUUGGAAAUCCACUACCGCAGCCACACUAAGGAGCGGCCGUUCAUCUGCACGGUCUGUGGGCGUGGGUGUUCCACUGUGGGCAAUUUAAAGCAGCACUUACUGACGCACGGAUUGAAAGAGGUGCCUUCUCAGUUAUUUGACCCCAACUUUACUCUAGGUCCCAGCCAAAGUACUGCUACCCUGGUCACCAGCACUGCGCCCACCAUGAUCAAAAUGGAGGUGAACGGUCACAGCAAGGCCCUCGCUCUGGGUGAGGGCCCGCCGCUGCCGGCCACAGUCCAGGUCCCUGCCGGGCCUCAGACAUUGAUGAGCCCAGGCCUCGCGCCCAUGCUGGCCCCACCGCCACGCCGGACACCCAAGCAGCACAACUGCCAGUCGUGCGGGAAGACCUUCUCAUCAGCCAGCGCCCUGCAGAUCCACGAGCGCACCCACACUGGGGAGAAGCCAUUCGGAUGUACCAUCUGUGGCAGGGCCUUCACCACCAAGGGGAACCUCAAGGUGCACAUGGGCACGCACAUGUGGAACAAUGCCCCUGCGAGGCGUGGCCGCCGCCUGUCCGUGGAAAACCCCAUGGCUCUCCUCGGUGGUGACGCCCUCAAGUUCUCUGAAAUGUUCCAGAAGGAUCUGGCAGCUCGCGCCAUGAACGUCGACCCCAACUUUUGGAACCAGUAUGCCGCAGCAAUCACAAACGGGCUGGCCAUGAAGAACAACGAGAUUUCUGUCAUCCAGAACGGAGGCAUCCCCCAGCUCCCUGUAAGUCUUGGCGGAAGCGCCAUCCCCCCUUUGGGUGCCGUGGCAGGUGGUACCGACAAGGCUCGCACCGGCGGCAGCCCACCCACUGUCAGCCUGGACAGGGCAGGUGCAGAGGCCAGCCGCCCAUUCACGAGGUUUAUCGAGGACAACAAGGAGAUCGGUAUAAACUAG
Cynocephalus volans (Philippine flying lemur) is the source of this 4005-nucleotide messenger RNA. RefSeq names its product spalt like transcription factor 3 (gene SALL3). The record is from RefSeq and is a predicted model, not a curated record. NCBI's taxonomy places the organism in Eukaryota, Metazoa, Chordata, Mammalia, Dermoptera, Cynocephalidae. Gene Ontology annotation, molecular function: DNA-binding transcription factor activity, RNA polymerase II-specific; RNA polymerase II cis-regulatory region sequence-specific DNA binding. The transcript is spliced from 3 exons. The coding region runs from base 1 to 4005 and encodes 1334 amino acids. Gene Ontology annotation, cellular component: nucleus. Gene Ontology annotation, biological process: regulation of transcription by RNA polymerase II.